CACCACGCACUGCCAUUUAAACAACGCCAUACAUAGCGUAGAUGCGUGUCCUGCAUUCAAUAUUUUCUGAUAAGACGAAAAACGAGACCAAAUACGCCAUUCCGGCCCCCUGGUUGUCUUUUUCAGAUAUACUGAUAUCAAGCCGCUUUCACUUUUUCCUGGCACAGUGUUGAAAUAAGUCUUUGAACAUCUAAGUCUUUGACUGACAGAUACCCGGGCAGACCCGCACAAAGUUAACCGUCCCUUGAGCUUGCAAGGGUCGCUGCUCUCUCUUAUCGUCGCUAAGAAAAGAGGAAGAAAAGGAAUUAGUGCGCAUACCUACAACAGCAACCCAUAAUUUUCUAUUCCCGAACCUUCCUAUACCCACUCGCGCCAUCUGCGAUAAGAAAAAGGACCAUCGAAUUUACAACAUUGCGCUCUCCCACGAUCGCUUCCUUGCAUAUCACAAUCGAGCGCCGAUCCACUUGUCCAUCGUUUCUAGCUACCCAUCUCCACCACAGGACAAUCAUUUCCAGGGAUCAAGAGUGAUAAAAUAUUUGGCCUUUGCACGUCUGAGACAAUGGCGUCUACGAGCUACAACCAUCAUCCUCUGCCCACGCCGCAGCAGCAGGGGCAAUACCGCGACGAAUCUUACCAACAACAAGCUCCCGUUCCUCCUCAUUACUACUAUCAGCAACAGCAGCAGCAGCAGCAGCAGCAGCAAAGACAGCAACAGCGGCAACAGUCAGCGCUACCGGCACAGCCUUCCGAGCCGCAGAAACCAGAGCGGGUCCGACCAAAGUCGCGAGCGUUUAGUUUUCGGUCCGAAAAAUCUCAUAGGAGUUCGAACUCUCAUAAUAAGUCCAACCUUCAUGAGACCAGCGCCGAAAAAGAAGCCAAACGACUUCACGGCAAAACCGAUCCCACAUUAGCCAUGACUGAAUUAGAACCAGCUAUGGAAGCGCAAGCAAAAGGGGGCGUUCAUGCUGCUUCCCUGCGCUCUUUUCAGCACAAGGAUAUUUACGGCAACCUAAUUACCGAUCCUGACAGAUCGAAUCCUACUCGAAGUCGGCUAGAACGCCCUCUCGAUACAAUUCGGGCUUUUGAGGCUGCCAUUGACGGUGCAUAUAGUCGUCAGUCAGACACCGCGUCAGUGGCGAAUUGGAGCAGGCGAGGCAGCUACAACGGAAACAAUGGCCCGCGUUUCCCUCAAGAUAGCUACUACGGCGGCCGGCCGAAUUCCGGUUUCCGACCAGAGAGUACGAUGUAUGAUUCUAGACAAGCGGUGAUGAAUCACCGAGAUAGCUAUCACGAAGCGGUCGAGGGUGGUGCAUACGGCUAUGGCAACCCGGGCCCGAGGAAUAGGUAUUCGAGAAUGCAGCCUGAUCCAUAUUCAAACCAUCGGGGGGUACCCGAUAGGAACGUCUACCCCAUGCCGAAUAAUCAUCGUUCAUACGAGACAGUUGCGUCCGGUUCCGGCAGCGGAAGUUUAGGAGAGCCAGCAGGGUAUCAGACUGAUCCCACUAGCAGUGAUAAUAGCUCAAUUGAUCGCCGCUCGCCACCGAAACGACAGGAACCAAUUAACGAUUAUGGUAUCAGCUUUGGUCAGGCGACGCAAACUCCCAGCCUCGGGCUUGGUGGUGGUCCGGGAGCAGCGCAACCAGUUCCUCGUAAAGAGAACGGAAUAUUAAGGAAACCAUCAAAAACUGCAGCACCUAACGGGUACUCAGACGACCAAACGAAGGCGGAGAAGCGAAAGAGUUGGUUUAAGCGAUUUAGUAAAUCCUAG
Molecule: messenger RNA, 1768 nt
Organism: Daldinia caldariorum
Lineage: Eukaryota; Fungi; Ascomycota; Sordariomycetes; Xylariales; Hypoxylaceae
Exons: 4
Coding region: 560-1768 (402 amino acids)
Source: RefSeq, a predicted model, not a curated record